AGUGAGGACCACAAACUCAAACAAACGAUGACCAUGCAACUCCUCGUGCUCCUGCUCUUCGUCUCCUCCACUCUGAGUACACUUCUAGUUAAAGCAGAGCAAUGCAACGAUGAUCAAUUAAACAGAUGUGAAACGGCCAUCACCAAAAUUUUAGAAAGUGGUGGGGGCUAUCAAAGAGAUACGAGAGAGUAUUGUAGAAAUCUGUACAGGAAAUUGCAUUGUUUAGUUACACAAACGUCUCUCUGUCUUUCUCCUUCAGAAAGGCAGAGUAAAAGUUCUAUAAUUCAUAAAACAUGGCGUUUUCUUGGAAGUAUAUGCGAUGGUUAUGCUAUUUGGUGGAGAUUAGAUUGCUAUCAGCAAGAUGGAGUAAAGCAUUGUGAGUCUACACUUACUGAUAAUAGAAGCAUCAAUCGAGAAUCUUGCAGGAAUUAUCGACAAUUUCGUGAAUGUUCAACCCUUGUAGUAAGAUCUCGUUGUACUCCUGAAGACGAAUCUCUUCUUGGAAUAUAUCUUUUGGAUAAAGGUAGAGAAAGAGCUUGGCUUUGUUCCGGAGAUGAUCAAGAUGAUAAUUAUAUAUCUAGCGCUCCAUUAUCAUCCGAAUAUCAAAGAGAUGAAAAUUGUGAAAUAAGGGUCAAAAACGAAGCAAGAAUGUGCAAGAAACACGCUGAAGAUAAAUUUAGAUCAGACAAAAACAGUAAUAAUGUUAGCUACAUGGACGAAAAAUGCUGUAUGAUGAAAUUAUUUAAAGAAUGCGUAUCAGAUUUAAGUAAACGUUAUUGUGGAACCGAAGAAUUAGAAAUAUUUAAUUCGUUGAGACACGAGUAUUUCGGAUUCGAACACAAACAAUGCUCGGACUCUAUAAAAUGUUCCAGCGCCUACAAGUUCAAUAGCAUACAUUUCAUUAUACUUCUCAUUAUCUCUUCUAUUACUCAAAUGAUUCAUUAGAUUUCAGUUUUUAGAGAAAAAUUACAUCAUUGAGUAAUUGAGAUCAUGCAAAAUACAUGGUUUAUGCACAGCUGAGUUAUGCCAGUUGUUAGCAUGUUUCCUAAAUAUGAGGAAAGAAUGUACUUGAUUUUGGCUUCCUAUAUUAUUAUUUUAUAUAUACAUAUAUAUUGUGACGUAAUUUUUACUUUGGAGUUGAAAAAUUCCUUACGUUUUUUUUAUAGGAGCAUGUUUAAAUGAGAAACUCUGUGCACCAUUUAAAAUUACAGUUACCUUUAUCUGUAAAUUACAAAUACAGUAUAACAAUAUAAUAUUUCUGACAAGUUCUAACUUGUCAGAAAUUGAAAUAUUCGCGAUUUAUAAAACUUAUGAUGCGUUUUAACUUAUUAAAAGUGUAAGGAUUUUCGGAAACUUUGUACUUAUGCUACUUAUAACUGAAUUAACAAUUUAAAUUUCGAACGUUUCUGAUUUUUUUAUUUAUUUAUGUUGUACAAUAACUAAAGUUAAUGAAUAUAACUUCCGUCCAUAGCAAUAAAUGUUUUAUAAUUUUAAAAUAUGCUGUUUUAAAUGUAUUGUUGUUAAUUACAAUGUUAAAAUUGUUCUUUUUUUAAAUAAAUUUUAAAAUUUAUGACCAAAAUUAA
Centruroides sculpturatus (bark scorpion) is the source of this 1583-nucleotide messenger RNA. RefSeq lists its product as uncharacterized. The transcript is spliced from 7 exons. Lineage: Eukaryota; Metazoa; Arthropoda; Arachnida; Scorpiones; Buthidae. The coding region runs from base 28 to 945 and encodes 305 amino acids. The record is from RefSeq and is a predicted model, not a curated record.